UUCAAUUAUAGUCGCCAGCCAGCCAAUCAACAGCAAGAUAACUCAAUUUGACCCAAAAUCUCCCGCCAUUUUCAAGUUGUGGCCACAGAAAGUGGCGGUCUGGUGGAUUUUGAGACCGUCGACCUGCAUCGACUGAUCUUUAGUUUUUACCAUGGACACCAAAAGAAAGAAGCCCACCCCAGGCCCGAGUGCAAAGAAAGCGCGUUCAUCAGAGUGGGACGAGGAUGAGUCGUUGGACUUUGAAGCCCAGCUGGCGAUGAUGGAGGAGAUGGAAGAGGAGACAGUGGCUGCUGAUGGACCUGUAUCUGCUACGACCCGUAAAAAAUGGGUCCGUCCACCACCACCCAACCUCAACCCCAGGACUGACAGCAUCAGCUUUCAGCAGAUUGACCUGGACCAUUACAUAGGUUUCCCCAUGGAUGGCAUGCCAGGCUCCAGUGUCGGGCCUGUGCCCAUUGUCCGUAUGUUUGGUGUAACCAUGGAAGGGAACAGUGUGGUGUGCCACGUGCACGGCUUUUCACCAUACUUCUAUGUGCCUGCCAAACCAGAGUUUAAGGUUGAGCACUGUGCACAGUUCAGAGAUGCGCUGAACAAGAUUGUUCUGAAUGACAUGAGGUCCAACAAGGACAAUGUGAAGCAGGCAGUGCUGGCAGUGGAGAUGAUGGAGAAGGAGAAUAUGUAUGGUUUUCAUGGUAACCAGAGGCUGCCGUUCCUGCGUAUCACCGUGGCACUGCCACGUCUGAUUGCCCCGGCCAAGAGACUGCUGGAGCAGGGCUUCUCCUGCCCGGGCUAUGGUCUCCAUGGAUACCAGUCCUUUGAAAGCAAUGUUGACUUUGAAAUCAGGUUCAUGGUGGACACUGGAGUGAUCGGCUGUAACUGGAUCGAACUUCCCGCUGGGAAGUACCGACUGAAGGAUCAGCUGAAGUCCCUGGCCCAGAUAGAGGUGGAUGUGUCCUGGGAGGAGUUUGUGUCCCACCCUGCGGAGGGGGAGUGGCUGAAGAUUGCGCCACUCCGGGUGCUCAGCUUUGACAUUGAGUGUGCUGGCAGGAAAGGUAUUUUUCCUGAGCCAGAGAAGGAUUCCGUGAUCCAGAUCGCCAACAUGGUGGUACGACAGGGCGAACGAGAACCCUUCAUACGCAAUGUUUUCACCCUCAACAGCUGUGCCCCUAUUGUUGGGUCAAAGGUCCUGUCCUUUAAGAAGGAAGCGGACAUGUUGGCAGAAUGGUCAAGUUUCAUCCGUGAGGUAGAUCCAGACUUGGUGACAGGAUACAACAUCCAGAACUUUGACCUGCCUUAUCUCAUCAAGAGGGCUGCAACACUGAAGGUGACAAAAUUCCCUUUUCUGGGUCGGAUGAAAGACAUGCGAUCUGUUAUCAAGGACCAGAACAUCCAGUCCAAACAGAUGGGCAAACGGGAGAACAAGUAUGUCAACAUGGAGGGUCGGGUCACGUUUGACCUGCUGCAGGUUUUAUUGAGAGACUACAAGCUGCGAUCGUACACGCUGAAUGCAGUAUCAUACCACUUUCUGCAGCAACAGAAGGAAGAUGUUCAUCACUCCAUCAUCACAGACCUGCAGAAUGGUUCAGAGCAAACCCGGCGCCGUCUAGCGGUGUACUGUCUGAAGGAUGCCCUGCUACCACUGCGCCUGUUGGACAAACUCAUGAGUGUGAUCAACUACAUGGAGAUGGCUCGUGUCACCGGCGUACCGCUGACGUACCUCCUGACCCGCGGACAACAGAUCAAGGUCAUGUCACAGCUGCUCAGGAAGGCCAGAGAGCAGGACCUGGUGAUUCCGGCCAUGCAGUCCAGCGUGUCGGAUGAGCAGUAUGAAGGAGCCACUGUCAUCGAGCCAGCCAAGGGGUACUAUGACACCCCGAUAGCAACACUGGACUUCUCGUCCCUGUACCCUUCCAUCAUGAUGGCCCAUAACCUGUGUUACACCACCCUACUCAGCACCCCCAGCAGCAGGGCAAGCUUGAGCCCAGAUCAGUUCAUCAAGACCCCGUCUGGAAACUUCUUUGUCAAGAAGACGCUGCGGAAGGGUCUGCUGCCGGAGAUUUUAGAGAACCUGCUGUCUGCAAGAAAGAAGGCCAAAGCAGACCUGAAGAAAGAGACCGACCCUUUCCGUAAGUCCGUGCUGGAUGGCCGACAGCUGGCGCUGAAGAUCAGCGCUAACUCUGUGUACGGGUUCACAGGAGCGCAAGUGGGCAAGCUGCCGUGCCUGGAGAUAUCUCAGAGUGUGACAUCUUUCGGCAGGACAAUGAUUGAACAGACCAGACAGUUUGUGGAGGAGACAUACAGGGUAGCACUGGGGCACAAACAUGAUGCUAAGGUUAUCUAUGGAGACACGGACUCUGUGAUGGUGAAGUUUGGGGUGGAGACUGUGGCAGAAGCCAUGGAGCUGGGGAAGGAGGCAGCUCAGGCCGUGUCGGCAAAAUUCCCUCAUCCUGUCAAACUGGAGUUUGAAAAGGUGUAUUUCCCCUAUCUGCUGAUCAACAAGAAGCGUUAUGCUGGGCUCUACUUCACUAGGCCUGAGAUCCAUGACAAGAUGGACUGUAAGGGCAUUGAGACUGUGCGCCGUGAUAACUGCCCCCUAGUGGCUCACCUCAUAAACACAUGUCUGCAGAAACUCCUCAUCUACAGGGAUCCCCAGGGUGCUAUUGACCAUGCUAAGCAGGUGAUCUCAGACCUGCUGUGUAACCGUGUGGACAUCUCUCAGCUGGUCAUCACCAAGGAGCUGACAAAGGAGGGUGAUGAGUAUGCAGCUAAACAGGCUCACGUGGAGCUGGCAGAAAGGAUGAGGAAGAGAGAUGCGGGGAGCGCUCCGAACCUGGGGGACCGUGUUCCGUAUGUCAUCAUCGCUGCAGCCAAGGGAACAGCAGCAUACAUGAAGUCUGAGGACCCCAUCUAUGUUCUGGAGAACAACAUCCCCAUCGACACUAAGUACUACCUUGACCAACAGCUGUCCAAACCUCUCCUCCGCAUCUUUGAGCCAAUCCUGGGAGAGUCCAAGGCCACCUCUGUACUACUCAAGGGGGAGCACACCCUGAGCAAGACUGUCGUUUCCUCAAAGAUCAGUGCCCUUGCCGGCUUUGUGAAAAAGCGCAGCACCUGUAUUGGCUGUAAGACUGUCCUACAGAAGGAAGGGACAGCCGUCUGCAAGUAUUGCAAGGACAAGGAGUCUGAGAUCUACCAAAAAGAGAUCAUGCAGCUGAAUGCGCUGGAGGAGAAAUUCUCUCGGCUGUGGACCCAGUGCCAGCGGUGCCAGGGCAGUCUGCAUGAGGAUGUUCUAUGUACCAGCCGAGACUGUCCCAUUUUCUACAUGAGGAAGAAAGUUCAGAAGGACCUGGCCGAUCAGGACAAGAUGAUUCACAGGUUUGGCUCCCCCACCUGGUGAAAUGGCACAACCCAGAAUUAUGUCGCUCAAUGGUGGGCUGAUGCAAAACUUUGAUCUGUGACAAGGCUCUCAUGAUGAAUAGAGUGAAAGAUUUAUUACUCGAGAAUGGUUUAUUUGUAUUCAUUACAAUAGAAAGAUGAAUUUCAGUAGAUAUGAUUUCAGCUAACCCUUAGAGUAUAUGGUCCACAUUUGUUACAUGUACCUGUAUGGCUAAACUUACUUAUAUUAAUACUUGAUGAUCACUGAGAAGAAAACAUUUAGACUAUAAUAUCAACCUUCUACAUAUUGCUUUAUAAAAAGAUCUGUUAAGUUUCAAUGAUUUAAAGAGAAUUACUGCUUUAUUACUGCAAACUGAAUAUAACGACAAUGACAGGGUUAUGAGAUCAGACUUUCACAAAUGUAAAACUGAGCCAAACUGCAACAACUGUAGGACUUUACUUGUAACAUUCCAGACUCAUUCAGUUUGCUGUGGCAGUUGAGAUUAAAAUUAUAAAGUGAUCAUAUAAUAUUAUUACAAAAUGAUCCUAUUGAAAUAUGAUUGUACACAUGUUACCUACUCUCAAUGGGACUGGAAUAAAAUAUCUGUGACUAUCAGCUGUGGCAUUAUUUUGGAAUUUAUUGUUUUGAGUUUACACUAGAAGUAUGUUUGAGUUUUACUGCGGAAGGAAAUGAAAGUAAGGUUUUGUGUUGGAUAGAGUGGAAGACUGCAUCACGGACUUAAGACAGUGCAGUACAGUAAUACAUUGUUUACUUAAAUUGGACAGUUAUUACAGUGGAGCAGUCUGACUUUAGUCAGAUUCCAAAAGUCCAAAUAUACUGUAAAAUGCAUUUAAGUUCAUGGGGAUUUAAUUUCGGGGUAGCGGAAAAAAGGACUUUUCGCUGUGGUUUUAAGUUGUGGUAGCACCAUGCACUGUAGUCUCUUACUGCCAUGGAAAAAUGUUAGCAGUGGUGAAGUGGCCACCGCAAAGAUUAAACCACAGCGAAAGUUUCUGCAUUUACAGUAGUUUGCGGGCUGCAGUAUUUUCUGUCAUUAGCAUUUAAGGAACUCCUUUCGCACACACACCUCCUGCUUCAGUAUUAGGAUAUUGUGAUCUUGGAACAUGUUUACGGGGACAAAAAGAUAACGGGCAAAGGUAAGAUGUCUCACUUUUAUCAUGGCUGUGCUUGUCUUCUGUUGGACACCCCUAUAUACUGGUACAUGGAAAUAUUGUAAUCAUUAUCCAGUACCAAGGACAGACCUUACAGAAUGUGAAUUGUUUAAAUUGAAAAAUUAUGUUGAAUAGAAAAAUACUUCUUUCAUAAUACCUUAGGGUCCUGUAGAAAGUAUAGAUGAUUGUAUACAUUAACAUAACUAUCCAUGAGGCAUUCAUGAGCCAUUUUAAGACAUCUGGGUGGGCAAAAGUUGUUGGGAGAAAAGUGCCUGCGAGUGUAUAUAACUUAAGCUCAAGAAAUAAAGACUUGUAC
Messenger RNA from Branchiostoma floridae (Florida lancelet), 4861 nucleotides. RefSeq names its product DNA polymerase delta catalytic subunit-like. Gene Ontology annotation, biological process: DNA replication proofreading; nucleotide-excision repair, DNA gap filling; base-excision repair, gap-filling. Bases 152 to 3397 code for a protein of 1081 amino acids. The transcript has 25 exons. Gene Ontology annotation, molecular function: DNA binding; DNA-directed DNA polymerase activity; nucleotide binding. NCBI's taxonomy places the organism in Eukaryota, Metazoa, Chordata, Leptocardii, Amphioxiformes, Branchiostomatidae. Gene Ontology annotation, cellular component: delta DNA polymerase complex. The record is from RefSeq and is a predicted model, not a curated record.